Fragaria vesca subsp. vesca is the source of this 962-nucleotide messenger RNA. RefSeq names its product adipocyte plasma membrane-associated protein-like. Gene Ontology annotation, biological process: biosynthetic process. The transcript has 3 exons. Bases 1 to 651 code for a protein of 216 amino acids. Lineage: Eukaryota; Viridiplantae; Streptophyta; Magnoliopsida; Rosales; Rosaceae. The record is from RefSeq and is a predicted model, not a curated record. Gene Ontology annotation, molecular function: strictosidine synthase activity.
AUGGUAGCAUGGUGCCAAUUUACAGAAGUAACCCCUUUCUCUUAUUCAGUUGAAGAGCAAAACCCUGUUCUCUUUAUACAGAACUUCCUGCAGUUAGUUUUCUCUGCAGAUGAUUCUGGCAGGGUUCUAAAGUACAACCCAACCACCAAGGAAACAACUGUUCUCGAAAGGAAUCUCCAAUUCCCAAAUGGUCUGUCCCUGAGCAAAGAUGGUUCCUUCUUUGUUUUUUGUGAAGGAGCUAAGGGGAGAUUACGCAAGUAUUGGUUGAAAGGUGAAAAAGCAGGAACUUCAGAAGUGUUCGCUGUGCUGUCUGGAUUUCCUGACAAUGUCAGAACUAAUAAUAAUGGUGAAUUUUGGGUAGCACUCCACUGUCGCAGGUCCAUGUACACAUAUUUUUGUGCCUUAUUCCCAAAAAUAAGAAAAGUGAUACUCAAGCUUCCCAUUUCAGCUAAGAUUCAGUUCCUGCUUCACAUUGGGGGCUGGCCUCAUGGAAUUGUUGUCAAGUACAGCCCAGAGGGUAAGCUUUUGCAGAUUUUGGAAGACAGUACAGGAAAGGUUGUUAAAGCUAUUAGUGAAGUGGAAGAAAAGGAUGGAAAACUAUGGAUGGGAAGUGUUUUGAUGCCCUUCAUUGCUGUCUACGACCUAUCUUAAGAAAAAGAGUUCGUUUUUGAUGCCCUUUAUUGUUAUUAGUUCAUACUCUAGAGGUAUCUGCUUCGACAACUUCAAGCAACCACCCCUCUUUCCCUUCUAUUAACACCAUUCUCAUGGUCACUUUGUUCCAGUAUACGUGUUAGCUUAUUUCACUUAAUAUUCAGUAUAUUCACCAUGCACUUGACCAAGUAAUUGUAAUAUCUUUCUAGAAUUAAAAGAGAAUGUGUAAGGGGUCAUGAUGAUUUCAGACAUCUAAUGCCAGAAAUAUCGCAUUUAUUACGAAUAUGAACUUUUUAACAGUUCAUCAACUG